Molecule: messenger RNA, 207 nt
Organism: Triticum turgidum subsp. durum (durum wheat)
Lineage: Eukaryota; Viridiplantae; Streptophyta; Magnoliopsida; Poales; Poaceae
Source: the annotation of a GenBank genome assembly
AUGUCACUUUGCGAUCUCGCGUCCCAAGUCACGGAGCUCUACCCCGACUACGAAGUCCCGAAAUUACCUGAGGACACGCAACUUGGGCUGGUGAGGGUGGAGGCGGUGCCGAAGAAGCUGAUGGCACUGGGCCUGCAUUUCACUCCUUUGGAAAAGAUCAUCAAGGAUGCAGUGGAGAGCCUUCGGAGAAGAGGAUGCAUCGCCUGA